ACGAGUUGCGCUGAACUACCUAUUCCCCGUGUUCUCCGCCCAUCAGGACCAGUAGAGAGUGUAGUGGAAUCAGCGACCUGCGCAGACCGGGGCAUUCCAUCUUGGAAGGCUGACGAUCGAAAAGCGUCUUCUGAAAUUCGUUAUGGGCUCGAAGCGGAGCGACUCUGAGGAAUCGGAUAGCAGCGACGGAACGUCCAAUUGGCGGCGUGGGAAAAAUAGAACGAAAACAGAUAGACGCGCAUCCCCUUCCUCGCCGGGGAAGCGGUCGUCGCCGACGAGAAGGCGACAAAGAUCUUCAUCGAUAGAGAUCAGGACGACGCCGCCUGGAAGAAGGCGACGAAGAUCCUCAUCGACGGGGAAGCGGACGUCACCGAGAAGAGGACGUCAAAGAUCUUCAUCGACGGAGAAGCGGAGAACGCCCCCACGGCAUAAAGACUACAAAAGAAAUCGAUCCCCCGAGGACUACCGCAAGGAGAGGCGCGAUCGGUCCAGUAGCACCGGUCGGAAACAGAUCCAUGAGAAGAGUUCCAAACGCGAGUGUAGCUCGAGUCCCGCGGACAGGAGACGCAGCCGUUCAGCAAGCGAAUCGAGAAACCUUUCGAGACGGGGAGGCCAUGACCGUGAUGGCGGGAAGAAGAAAUCUGUGAGCAGAGAGCGGUACCAUGAGCCGAGGAAACCUUCCUCCCGGAAAGAGCGGAGGGAGAGGAGCGGCAGCGCGUCGAGCAGUAGCUCAUCGGCGCCCGAAAAAUCAGGAAAAGAUCAACGGGCUGAAUACAAUGAUUAUUUGGGGCGGGAAGAGAUCAAGAAGAAAGAAGACAGGAAGAAAUUGAAAGAGCUCAUGAAACAAAACGAAACUCCCGAGCAGAAGCGUGCGAGACGCUUAGCGAAGAAAAUAGCCAAAGAACGUCGCCGGAAACAGGAGAUGGGUCUCCUGGACGAGGACGCGGCUUUCACGAAUCCGGGUUACCCGGGUAGCGAUUCUACUCCGCUUCAAACUUUCAAGUGGGUGAAAAAACUCGAGAAGGAAGGAUUGAAGGACAUCAAAGACGAACAACUCGAAAUGAAUCGCAGAAAACGCGAGGAGCAACGGCAGGAACUUCUGAAGGUUAAAGAGCGACGUCUGGAGAGAGAACGCGAGCGUGCUGAACGAGAACAACUUCUGGAGCUCGAGCAGCGCAAACGCGAAGGGGCGCAGUUCGACGAAUGGGCUAAGCAGGAGGAUACUUUUCAUCUGCAGCAAGCAAAACUGCGCAGUAAAAUCCGAAUCGAGGAGGGCCGAGCCAAGCCCAUUGACUUGUUAGCGAGAUACAUAUCAGCGGAGGAGGAGGAUUUCUCUGUUGAAAUGAUCGAACCGUAUCAUUAUCUGAACGGUCUCACUCUUGACGAUUUCGAAGAUCUCAUCGAGGAUAUCAAUGUGUACAUGCGACUCGAGAGUAGAAAAAAUCAAGAGUACUGGAACGACAUUCGAAUCAUAGUGGACGAAGAAGUGCGCAAGCUGAAUAGAUCGGAAAGUGACGAAAACCCUUCGGGUCGCCAAGCCAUAAGUUCGGAAGUCAGCAAGGAGAUAGUCAACGUGUUCAAAGGCAAAACUCCGAAGCAGCUAGAGGUCAUGAAGAGUCAAAUCGAGGCGAAGCUGAAGAGCAAAGGUCCCGGUUUGGAUGUGACCUACUGGGAGACCCUCCUCUCCAGACUCAGAUCGUACAUGGCUCACGCUCGACUCCGAGAACGGCACGAGGAGAAUCUACGGAAAAAACUCGCGCAACUGAAAGAAGAGCAAGGCGUCGAAAUCAAACAAGAAGGUGUCCGCGAAAACGAGCGAAUGGAACUCGGUGAGAGCUCUUCGUCAGCAGCAGCAGCAGCGGCGGCUUCGAGUCAAGAGAACGCCACCGUUAGCAGCGCUGACGAUGACAACAGUCAGGAAGCUUACGAUGAGAUCGACCCGCUACAACAAAGCAUCACCGAAUACGAGCAAGGAAGAUAUUCGCCAACGUUACUGAAAGCAUCCGAGCUCGAAUUGGGAACGUUGCUCGUGGACCCUCGAGAAGAUGAGCAACGACGGGAAGCUCGGAUCAACCUGGCGGGUGAGGGCAAGAGCGAAACUCUCGGCAAAAUUGACGAAAUAUUCGAGCGCGAAGCUCGUAAGGGAAUGGACGACAAGGAGGCCCAGUUCAGCGUGGAGCAACUGAUCGACGCCCAAACCUAUAAAUGGAGUGAUAUGUACAGACCUCGUAAACCUCGUUAUUUCAACCGGGUCCACACGGGAUUCGAGUGGAACAAGUACAAUCAGACCCAUUACGACAUAGAUAACCCCCCGCCGAAAAUUGUCCAGGGCUACAAGUUCAACAUUUUCUAUCCCGAUCUCAUCGAUAAAAAUGUCACACCCCAGUACACUCUGACCGCCUGCGCGGACAAUCACGAUUUUUCUGUUCUCCGUUUCCACGCUGGACCCCCGUACGAGGACAUCGCGUUCAAAGUUGUGAAUCGAGAGUGGGAAUACUCUUACAAGAAGGGCUUCAGAUGUCAAUUCCAUAACGAUAUUUUCCAACUGUGGUUCCAUUUCAAGCGAUAUCGAUACAGAAGAUGA
Molecule: messenger RNA, 2584 nt
Organism: Galendromus occidentalis (western predatory mite)
Lineage: Eukaryota; Metazoa; Arthropoda; Arachnida; Mesostigmata; Phytoseiidae
Gene: cactin
Product: cactin, spliceosome C complex subunit
Biological process (GO): mRNA cis splicing, via spliceosome
Cellular component (GO): cytoplasm; spliceosomal complex
Molecular function (GO): protein binding
Source: RefSeq, a predicted model, not a curated record